CCAUCAGGAAGUAGAAUGACAGUGACUUUAUUUACGGGACUUUUAUUGUGAAAAUACUUGACGUUUUGACCCGGGGGUUGUGACCUUUGACCUCUCCAUUUUGAUAGCGGGACUUUUAUCCAACAGGAAGGUAUUAGAGGCUGAACUCCCUUUGAGAGGAGCUGAUUGGCUGGUUCUGGGACUAAGACUCUGUCCUGGGGAACAUCGCUCUCUUUGGUCUCGACCCGGUCAGAAAGCAACACCUGCUGCUUCCUUGGAGCUCGUACCUGUGGAGUCGUCAUCGCCACGGGACCCACGGCCCUGAGCGUUUGGUUGUUUGUUAAACUUCUGUUUUAUACUUCUUGCCAUUAAAUAUUGUUAAACUUGAUUCAUCGCAUUCUAGUCCCCAUCAUAACUCGCCCUUUAUAACCACGCAGAUGGGUUGAGCCUGGUCCCUCUCUCUCCCUCUGUCGUCACUCACACAAUCUGUGUGUGUGUUUUCUCCCCCUUUAUUUAGCCUGAAGUUAACACCGCAUAUUUACUCUCGACACCUUGGGGUGACAACGACUUAGAGCUAACGAGCUAAAAGAGCUAACGAGCUAAAAUAGCGUGUUCCCACCAGCAGAGUACACACAACACUUGUUGAAGGACCCUCAAGGUCCCCCCCCCCCCCAAUUUAUCGUUCUCAGAAUAUAAAAUAGAAGGCGCGGCUGUUUUCUCCAAAUGGAAAACAUCUUGACCGGAGCGGAGAGAGAGGAUCCUAAAAAAACGAGGCCAAGUUGUAUUUCAAAGGUGCCGAGGAGGGGGGGGGGGAGGAGGGGGGGCAUCUGAUCCAGUCCCUCCCCCCCCCCCCAUAAGUAAGCUUGACAAUCUGCAAAUCAUGAAUUAUCCUCGUUGAAUCAACAGUGUGUGUUUCUGGUGGAGCAGCGGCCUCGAGGCAAAGGUCAGAGGUCACCCGGCCUCGUUGACAUGAACCAGUGAGGAGGCCAAUCACACGUCUCUGAUCUCAGCCUCACUUCAGUUCAGGAACUUUUGAUGUCGCAAACACGUAACAUCUGCUUCUAGGUCGGCUGGAUGGAGGGAGCCCUCUUCAUCAUCAUCAUCAUCAACAUCAUCUUCUUCUUCAUCAUAAUCUUCUUCACUUUCUUCUUCAUCAUCAUCUUUUUCUUCUUCAUCUCCUUCUUUUCUUCUCCUGAUUCCUUGUCAUCUUCUUUUUCUUUAUCGUCAUCAUCAUCAUCUUCUUCUUCUCUUCUCCUUCUUUUUCUUCUUGAUCAUCAUCUUCUUCCUCUUCUUCUUCUCUUGUUCGCUUCUUCCCCGUAGAGCUGGAGGAGGGAACACACACACAGACACACACACACACACACACACACACUUCGUGCUGCGUGCAUAGACAGUGAGAGGAGGAAACAGUGAUUUUUCAGCAAAAGCAGCAGUCAGUCAGCAGCCCCUUGAUACAGAAGCGUGUGUCCCACAAACAAGACGUUGACAUCGUUAGAGAGGUGAGACUCUUCCGAACGUUGGGAUGUGACCGUCGUCCUCAUCGGGUUUCGGGACGUGAGCUUUACGGCAGUUUGGAAAAGUGGUACCGUCGGCUUUCUUUAAGAAAACGGUGGUCUGAUUUAACAUGGUGUCCAAUGGAGCAGUUGGCUGCGUUCACGCCGCUCUCAGGCUCACAGGAGCAAAUGUGUAAGUCUGUUGGAUUCCACAGACACACGUCUACGACCGGCACAAGAUUCCCCACGUUUACUUCCUAGACGGGAUGCGCUCAGAGCGAAAAUUGGGACUGAAAGGGAAGUUUGUUUGGGAGAAUGACAGAAUAUUUGUCCAGCUCCUUCACUCUAGCUUGAACAUUCCGUGCCACACACACCCAUUGUAAACUCUGAAAAGAAGCUUUCUGAAACUUUUAACGGUGAUGGCGUGAAAACGGCGUGAGCUAUCCAAACGGCCAGCGGGCAAAAUACAGUCCAGAAUUUUGUUAACGUUACAAACUUUAAAUCAUUUUUUUCCGUUAAAGUAUGGCGAGUCAACGGGGGCCCAAAGUAGAGUGAGCUGUGAUCAAAGCCACGGACCAAUGAUGACAUCAUCAUGAUGUCAUCAUUGAUCACAGCUUCAAAGCCACAGAAAACAGUAUAUACCCCGUGCUGGGAGAGAGUCCACCAUUCAGUCCAGCAUUCAGAUUCAUCUCUACAGUUUCAUCUCUACAGUUUCAUCUCUACAGUCGGAUAAUGUCAACGCUCCCUAUGGAACCAAACACAAGACCAGCAAUAUUUCUUGGAGACCAAUUUGUGCCGAACAUUUUUAAUCUGUCUGGACUAAGUAUGUUGAGGCUUAUCAAAAACUUGAUAUUUAAUAGCGAGUUGGACAACAAUGACCCUCUAUUUACGACAGGAUCAGAGAUGGGAAACUCUUACCUGAUGGACCUGGAGCCGAGCUGGGAGUCAAUCUAUGAACUGAACACGCAGGACGUGUUGCUGGAGGAACUCCGACAGUUGAAGGAGGAAAAGGAGGCCCUGAAAAAAAAAAAACGGAAACCCAAACUGCGGAUGGGAAUCAAACUGGGGAAAGAGGAGCUGGAGCUCGAACGGCUAAAGGAGAAAAACAAGGUCCUUACGGAGAGAAACCAGACCGUAGAGAUGGAGCUCCAAGCGGCGAAUGAGGAAAACAAGAAAAUGAAAGAGGGUGAUUGGGUCCACUUCGCGAUACGCCAGAGGUUGAAAGAGACAAUAAGGACCCAGGAGAUGGAGCUCACAGUGGCGAAGGAGGAAAAGCAGGUCUUUACGGAGAAAAAACAGACCCUAGAGAUGGAGCUCACAGUGGCGAAGGAGGAAAAGCAGGUCCUGAAAGAGACACUAAGGACCCAGGAGAUGGAGCUCACAGUCGCAAAGGAGGAAAAGCAGGUCUUUACGGAGAAAAACCAGACCCUAGAGAUGAAGCUCACAGUGGCAAAGGAGAAAAAGCAGGUCUUUACGGAGAAAAACCAGACCCUAGAGAUGGAGCUCACAGUGGCAAAGGAGGAAAAGCAGGUCUUUACGGAGAGAAACCAGACCCUAGAGAUGGAGCUCACAGUGGCGAAGGAGGAAAAGCAGGUCUUUACGGAGAGAAACCAGACCCUAGAGAUGGAGCUCACAGUGGCGAAGGAGGAAAAGCAGGUCUUUACGGAGAAAAACCAGACCCUAGAGAUGGAGCUCACAGUGGCGAAGGAGGAAAAGCAGGUCUUUACGGAGAAAAACCAGACCCUAGAGAUGGAGCUCACAGUGGCGAAGGAGGAAAAGCAGGUCUUUACGGAGAAAAACCAGACCCUAGAGAUGGAGCUCACAGUGGCGAAGGAGGAAAACCUGGUCCUAAAAGAGACAAACCGGAACCCGGAACUGGAGAUGGAAAUCCAACUGGUGAAAGAGGCCAAAGAGACCCAGGAGCUGGAGCUCCAACUGCUAAAGGAGAACAACCAGGUCCUUACGGAGAGAAACCGGACCGUAGAGAUGGAGCUCCAAGAGGGGAAUGAGGAAAACCAGAACAUGAAAGGGGUUGGUUGGGUCCACUUUGAAAUGCGCCAAAUUUUGAGAGAGACAAUAAGGACCCUAGAGAUGGAGCUCACGGUGGUGAAGGAGGAAAACCUGGUCCUGAAAGAGACAAACCGGAACCCGGAACUGGAGAUGGAAAUCCAACAGGUGAAAGAGGCCAAAGAGACCCAGGAGCUGGAGCUCCAACUGCUAAAGGAGAACAACCAGGUCUUUACGGAGAGAAACCGGACCGUAGAGAUGGAGCUCCAAGAGGGGAAUGAGGAAAACCAGAACAUGAAAGGGGGUGGUUGGGUCCACUUCGAGAUGCGCCAAAUUUUGAGAGAGACAAUAAGGACCCAGGAGAUGGAGCUCACAGUGGCGAGGGAGGAAAUCAAGGCCCUGAACAACAACAAACAGAUCCAGGUGUUUAAGCUCAGAGGGGUUCAGGACGAAAACCAGAUUGAAGUUGGACUGUUGAAGACGGAGCUCCAACAGAUGAAGGACGAGAAUAAUCUCCUUGAGGACAUCUCUCUAAGACAAAAAAAAAAGAAUAGAUGGAUCUUUGGCAGGAGGAUGGAGGGAAGAGAAAUAGAGUUAGCAAAGAUGAAGUCCAAAAUGCAGGCUAUGGGGGACUAGGGUGGCGAUGGGUAAGGAGGAGCUGAAGCCCGAGAAGGGACUCGGGGCCUGGAGCCCACGAUGGGACACUCGGCCUGGAGCCCGCGAAGGGACACGGGGCCUGGAGCCCGAGAAGGGACUCGGGGCCUGGAGCCGGCGAAGGGACACGG
Pseudoliparis swirei is the source of this 4264-nucleotide messenger RNA. Its product is annotated as golgin subfamily A member 6-like protein 7. Lineage: Eukaryota; Metazoa; Chordata; Actinopteri; Perciformes; Liparidae. The record is from RefSeq and is a predicted model, not a curated record. The transcript has a single exon. The coding region runs from base 2205 to 4115 and encodes 636 amino acids.